GUGUGUGAUACAAGUGUAGUACUUUACGGUACACGUAGACGUGACAUAACCCUUCCGCCUAUUCUUCGUUACUCCGCAAUAUUUUCCGGUUUGACGAUGUAAAAAGCGUUCCUAUUUACAUAUUUUAAUGCACGUGACAUUUGCUGACGGAUACCGUGGAUAAGAAAAAUUGUCGCACGAUGAAUCUGAGUAAAACCGAGAAAUUACUGGCUGCAAAAAAGAAGCUAAAGGAAUUUCAAUUACAAAAAAAAUUACAAGUACAAGAAGCCCCAAGCAAGCAGCAAGAUGCAAACAUAACAGAUGAAUCCAUAUCACAGUGCCAAACAAAUUGCCAAACUAUGGAAGUAGAUAAAUCUUACGAUCAAAAUAAUCACAAUGAACUAAAACAUGCAGAGAACUUGAUAAAAUCUGAAGAACAUCUGGAUAAAAUAAAUAUUGUACAUAAUGAAGGAAAUGCUUUAAAUCAUACUUUUAGUGGUACUAAUGACUUAAUAGAUACAACAGAAAAUAAAAUAACAAAUGAAAUGACAGAAAAGAAUUUUCCCAUUCUGGAAAACCGUUUAGAAAACACUGUAUUAUAUGAAAGUGAUAAUAAAGACGUACAUUCACAUCUUCAGCCAGAUUCACAGUUUGUGGAGAAUAAUGGGAAAUAUAAUUUAAACACGGUGGCAUCUAAUGGACCAUCAACGGUGCAAAAAGAACAUUUGUUAGAAAUGGCCUCAGAAGUCGCUAAUGUGCUUACCGAUGAUACAGAUCAUAAUGAUCCAUCUUUGUUUGAUAUUGAUCUGAAAUGUCGUAAUCAAUUUUUAACCACUUGUCUGGAAGAACAGAAACAACUUGUGAAUGAUUUGCACAUUCAAGUCAGUCGUUAUCAUAGCAGGGUGGCUGAAUUGGAAGAAAUUCUUGCUACAAAGGAUUCCGAGUUUGAAGCCAAACUCGUUCGUGAAAUAAAUCCCCUGAAGGAGCAGUUGCAAGUUCAUACACAAACUACUGGUAUUCUUAUAGCAGAAAAGGCAGAACUCACAGCAGCUUUGGCACAAAGUCAGAGGACUGCAAAACAAAAUGCAGAGGAAUUAGAAGAGAUGAGUGGAAAAUUGAAACAUAGCCAGCUUCGUAUUAAUGAGCUCGAAAAAGAAUUAACUCAAAUAAAGAGUAAUUCUACUGACACACAGAAAAACGCUCAGCAAAUUCAACAAACCUAUGAUGAACUUGAAAAAAAAUAUUAUGAACUUAGAAGAGAAAAGGAAGACCUAGAAUUAGAAAUCUCAGAAUUAAAACAAAAGUUAAAUUUAAAAAAUACUGAAUUUAUUAGCCUACAACAGGAAUUUCAAGAGAAAGCAGCUUUACUUUCUUUAAAUGAAUUAAGAAUACAACAGUUAACGGAUACAUCACAAACAUUAGAAUCUCAACAUCAAACUGUCACAGUACUGGAACAACAAUUGGCUCAAAUGAGAGAAACUUUGCGAUUAGUGAAUAAUGAAAAGGAUGAAGCUAGUAGGCAAUAUCAGAAUUACGUACGACAAUUAGAUGCGCAACAAGUAAAAUUGCUUAGUGAGGUUGAAAAUGGAAACAAAUUAAUCAAUGAUUUAGAAAGCAGAGAGAACAGUUACGUACAACGUUUAUCGGAUUUAGAACAGCAACUUCAACAUGAAAGAGAGAAAAAUGAAACUUUACUUCCAUUGCAAGAUCAUAAUAAUGAGAUAAAUAAUUGCAUGAAAUAUAUCGAGGAAUUGACUGAGCGGGAGAAAAAACUGCAUUCCACAUUAGCUGAAAAAGAAACGCAAAUUGAAAUGUUAAUAAAAGAAGUGCAAGAAUUACGGGAUACAAAAAAUGAUGAAGCAGAUGCAGUGAAAUUGGUACAAGCUCUCGAAAGCGAAAAACUUGGCGCAUCCAGAGCUGUUUUACAAAAUCAACAAUUGAAAGAACAAUUAACUGAAAUGGAAAAUGCUUUUGUUACACUGAGUAAUGCCAAAUUAGAUUUGACAGAACAGCUUCAAGCUGAACGAAAUAUUGGCAGAAAAUUAAAUACGAGAUUGAAUAUGGUUGAAACAGAAAUGGAUAAUUUAAAAGAAAAACUAAAAGAAAAGGAAUUAUCUUUAACAGAGUUGGAAAAAGAAAAAUUGCAAAAUGCCCAAAUUACAGAUCAAAUGCAGCAUUAUCAAGCUCAAUCUCAUAAUGCGCAUACGCUCCAACAAGAACUGCAAAAUGCUUUGGUUUAUAUAGAAAACUUGAAAAAAGAAAAUGAAGAACUUGCAAAGAAAUUGGAAAACAAAAUACAAGAAGAAACACGUUUAUCCGAAGAAUCUGUAAAUGAUCACGAAGAUCGAUCUACAAUAAAGAAUGAGCAAAAUCAUGAUAAUAUUGUAACAACGCAAAACUCGCCACUGCCAAAAAAUAAAGAUGCUUUAAAUAAUUCUGAGCCUAUUAUAAAAUUAGAAAAAAGGUUUAAAGAAACAAUGGAAAAAGUUGCUGAAUUAACUGACGAAAAACAGAAAUUAGAACAUCUGGUUCUCCAACUCCAAAGUGAAACAGAAACAAUAGGAGAAUACAUUACUUUAUAUCAGAAACAACGAGCAGUUCUAGGAGAGAGAUGGAAGGAAAGAGAGCAAACUUUCCGUCAGCUAGUAGAGCAACGUAAUCAGCAACAAGAACAAUUACAUAAAUUAAAAGUAUUAGUAACUGAAUUGCUUAAAAAACAUCCUGAAACACUGAUAAGUUCUACAGAAACUUGUAUGGAUUACCAUAAAAAAACAAAUGUUGAUGAACCCGCGCUUUCUGAAAAUGAAAAGCAAGAAAAUGCGGAAUUACCAUUGAUUGAAGAUAAAACGGCGUCGGAAAUUCUUGAUCUUUUGACAGAAAUCAAAGACUGUAAAGAUGCAUGUAUUAUAGAACCUAAUUUUCAUUCAUGUCCAUGGUGCUCCGGAAGACUAAUUACUGUGUAAUCAUGAAUAAUAAAUUUAUUUUAAUUUUAUUAUAAUAAAAUAUCAUAUUUGUGCAAUAUAAUAUUACAUAGAACGUAAUAUUUGUAUAUAAAAGAUUCUAGGUCUUUUCUAAACUUCUGUAUCAAUUUCUUGUAAAACUUCAGGUGUAAGAUUUUUGUCUAAAGAAUUGCUUUAUAAAUAUACAGUGCCUUGAAUAGUUUUACAGAUAGAAUUUUUCUUUGUACCUAUAUCUGGCAAAGGAAUACUUUUUUCUAAGAGCAUAAAAAGAAUCAGGAUCAGAUUGUUAUUUUGUAAAUAAAUGCCCAAUAUUAUUAUGAAA
Messenger RNA from Nylanderia fulva, 3261 nucleotides. RefSeq names its product Golgi matrix protein 130 kD. The record is from RefSeq and is a predicted model, not a curated record. Gene Ontology annotation, cellular component: Golgi cisterna membrane; cis-Golgi network; Golgi cis cisterna. Gene Ontology annotation, biological process: Golgi organization. NCBI's taxonomy places the organism in Eukaryota, Metazoa, Arthropoda, Insecta, Hymenoptera, Formicidae.